GGGGAGAGCGCCUUGCCUGGAGAGGGUUCACUGGGGUACCCUGUCCCCUGCUCAGGCCGUGGGGACACCAGGCAGGCAUGGUCGGCUAUGACCCUGAGGCUAAGUGCGUCUCCACGGUGGAAGCAGCUGCAGCAGGAUCAGCAUCCGGCUUGGUCACUCGGGUCCUUGUCAGCCCCUUGGAUGUCAUCAAGAUCCGCUUUCAGCUUCAGAUCGAGCAGCUCUCCUCCAGAAACCCAGGGGCUAAGUAUCAUGGUAUCUUGCAAGCUGUACGGUGUAUCUUCCAGGAAGAGGGGUUGGUAGCCUUCUGGAAGGGCCAUGUUCCUGCUCAGUUCCUUUCAGUUGGCUACGGAGCUGUUCAGUUCAUGGCGUUUGAAAGCUUGACGAAACUGGUGCACAUCACCACCUCGUACAAUGCCCGUGAUUCCUUUGUGCACUUCAUCUGCGGUGGACUGGCUGCUUGCACGGCCACUGUUGCAGUUCAACCUGUUGACACGCUACGCACCCGCUUUGCUGCUCAGGGUGAGCCUAAGAUCUAUCGCAACCUUCGCCAUGCAGUUGUGACGAUGUACCAGACAGAAGGGCCUCGGACUUUCUAUAGAGGUUUGACCCCCACAAUCAUUGCUAUCUUUCCAUAUGCUGGUCUCCAGUUCUCCUUCUACAACAUCCUGCAACAGUUUUCUGAAUGGGUGAUUCCAGCUGAAGGAAAGAAAGGAGGCAACAUUAAAAACCUUGUUUGUGGCAGCUGCGCUGGAAUCAUCAGCAAAACCCUCACUUACCCUUUUGACCUAUUUAAAAAACGACUGCAAGUGGGUGGUUUCGAGCAUGCCCGGGCAGCCUUUGGGCAGGUACGGAUGUACAGGGGUCUCCUGGACUGCAUAAGACAGAUCAUGCGAGAGGAGGGCCCAGGUGGAUUCUUUAAGGGCCUUUCACCCAGCUUGCUGAAGGCUGCUGUUUCUACUGGCCUUGUCUUCUUUUGGUACGAGCUGUUCUGCAGCCUGCUGUGUGCCCUGAAGAACACAGACAGCAAAACGAGGAAGGAAGGCUGA
Balearica regulorum gibbericeps (East African grey crowned-crane) is the source of this 1046-nucleotide messenger RNA. Lineage: Eukaryota; Metazoa; Chordata; Aves; Gruiformes; Gruidae. The record is from RefSeq and is a predicted model, not a curated record.